AUGCCACAAAUACGCUUGACCGAACCUCCAAAAACUCCCGAAAUUGCUAGUUUUGAAGAUGCUCAAAUACUCAGUGCCAAACGUGUAAAGGUGAAUGGACCUAUGAAUUUUAGCACUGUGUAUACCGAAGCAGAUUAUGAACUUGCACUGUCCACUUUUAACGACAUCGUUAGACAUUUCAAAAUUCCGAACCAAUACCUAAUGGAGCCCGCUACGGAUUACAUUGAUUACUUACGCUGCACAAUCAAGGAAGCACAUAAAGCGGAAAAUAAACUCUUCAAAUUCAGCAGACUCAAAAAGACGUUGUCCCUCAAAUCGCUAGGCAAAGACUAUUCCAAAAUACAGAUGUCAAGAGACAUGAAUUUUUUGGCAUCCGUGUUCAUCAUCUCAUGUGAAAAAGGUCAUCUAAUUGAGAAACUAACUCAGGAGCUGGAAAAGUCCGGUAUAAAGCCACCAAAGGAUAAAAUACAACAACAUUUUGAUGUUUUCAAAGAUCGACUCAUGUGUCUCAAUAAUAAUCCAGGGAUUUUCUUUGAAGUCUCCACGCCGCUAACAAACUUUGCUAGGCACUGUUUAGAAACUCGGAACCUCAUCUUUACAAACUUUCCUGCUAGCAGGUCGAGUCUGGUUGAAUUCUGGACGACAUCUUUGAAGGAAUACUCCAUGGUAUUAGAUAAAAAAGACUGGACGAAAGCCAAGAUCGACUAUUCCUCUGCUAACGACUCAGAACUCCGCAAAUUCAUUGAAAGCUCACCGUCGAAGGAAGAUCUCGAGUUUACUACAGAAAGUGAAAUGGACACCACAGUAGACAAAUCAGUAAAUCAGGUUCCUCAUUUCCCUUUGAUGGAAAGCACCCAAGGCACCUCUUCUCCAAUCCAGCGAACUUUACAGCAACAAGCUGAAAUUCAGGAGACCUCUAUUGAUCAAUCAACUGAUGAGGCCUGUUCACAGUCAUCAGAAAGCGUUCCAUACCUGCUAGAGUCUGACACAUCAAGAAAUGUUGAAAAAUCUCACCACAUUGAUACUGAUAAUACGACAGAAGGGUCGGUCAUUGACUACGAGGAAUGCAUGUCAAAACAAGACAUCUCAUAUCAAUUUGAUAUAACAUCUACCCCAUCGAAGUCCCACAAACCAUUGAGUGCGGAGCGUGUUGAAGACUUAGCUUUUACCGAGAAGAUUGAUAAAUUUGAAAAAAUGGCCGGUAGAUUGUCCGGAGAGAGCGUUCUCAUCGAAAGACAUGAAAACAGGUACGAAUCUUCAAUGGACGAAACAACGAUAUUAUCUGAAACCGUGCGGUUGCAGAGAAUGAAACUUUCUGAGCCGGACAUCGAAAAAGACGAAAUCUUGCGUAACACACUUCAGCAGCUCAAUUUGAAAAGGAAAUGUUCGGAUCCAGAACUACAUGAGUCAAGAAAUCUGAGCGUCAAACAACGAUUUGGACUUUUCCUUGACAGCCGAUAUAGAGAAUUAUCGAACACAUCUGAAUUUAGAUACCAGAUCAUCACACCACAAAAACUUUACGAACGCCUUUCUGGAUGCGAAGGACGAAAUUGGGAUGCAUUGCCCCUGAAGGAGAAAGGUUCAUACUAUUUUGCAUUCAAACGACAUUAUGCUGAGUUAGUGAACCAUGGGGAAAGGUAUGAUAGGAGACUUGUCGAUUUGGUGGCAGAAGUGUGUUCUGAGUUUGAGUAA
Messenger RNA from Ogataea parapolymorpha DL-1, 1692 nucleotides. RefSeq lists its product as uncharacterized. The coding region runs from base 1 to 1692 and encodes 563 amino acids. The record is from RefSeq and is a predicted model, not a curated record. The transcript has a single exon. NCBI's taxonomy places the organism in Eukaryota, Fungi, Ascomycota, Pichiomycetes, Pichiales, Pichiaceae.